This is a messenger RNA of Psammomys obesus (fat sand rat), 5493 nucleotides long. RefSeq names its product kinesin family member 20B (gene Kif20b). Bases 63 to 5384 code for a protein of 1773 amino acids. The record is from RefSeq and is a predicted model, not a curated record. Lineage: Eukaryota; Metazoa; Chordata; Mammalia; Rodentia; Muridae. Gene Ontology annotation, biological process: microtubule-based movement; mitotic spindle assembly. The transcript has 32 exons. Gene Ontology annotation, cellular component: nucleus; spindle microtubule. Gene Ontology annotation, molecular function: plus-end-directed microtubule motor activity; microtubule binding; ATP binding.
AUUUGAAAACGGGGGAGGUUUUGGAGCUGCCGGUCGGUGUCAGGGACAGGCGAUGCUACAGAAUGGAAUCUCACUUGAAUCAAGAUGUGUUGCCUAGACCGUCUUAUGUUUUUAGUGCUGACCCAGUUUCAAGGCCUUCGGAAAUCAAUUUUGAUGGUGUUAAGCUUGAUCUCUCUCAUGAGUUUUCCUUAGUCGCCUCAAACCCUGGGUCAAACAGUUUGGGAUCUAAAAAUUACCUCCGAGUUUGUCUUCGAAUAAGACCAUUUACACAGUCAGAAAAAGAACAUGAGGCUGAGGGCUGUGUGCAAGUUCUAGAUUCACAGACUGUUCUGCUGAAAGAUCCUCAAAGCAUCCUUGGCCAGUUAAGUGAGAAGAGCUCUGGGCACAUGGCACAGAAAUUCAGUUUUUCUAGGGUUUUUGGACCUGAAACUUCACAGAAAGAGUUUUUUCUGGGUUGCAUUAUGGAACCAGUAAAAGACCUCUUGAAAGGACACAAUCGGCUGAUCUUCACAUAUGGGCUGACUAAUUCUGGAAAAACAUAUACAUUUCAAGGCACAGAUGAAAACAUUGGCAUUCUGCCUAGAACACUGAAUGUAUUGUUUGAUACUCUUCAGGAAAGACUAUAUAUGAAGAUGAACUUCAAACCCCAUAGAUGUAGAGAAUAUUUACGGCUAUCAUCUGAUCAGGAGAAAGAGGAAAGUGCUAACAAAAAUGCAUUGCUGCGACAAAUUAAAGAGGUUACUAUACAUAAUGACAGUUAUGACAUUCUUUGUGGAAGCUUAACAAACUCCUUGACUAUCCCAGAUUUUGAAGAAUCCAUGAAUAAUUGUGACCAAUCUAGCCUGAAUGUGGAUAAUAUAAAGUAUUCUGUGUGGGUUUCUUUCUUUGAGAUUUACAAUGAAUGUAUUUAUGAUUUAUUUGUUCCUGUAUCAUCUAAGUUUCAAAAGAGAAAGAUGCUACGCCUUUCCCAAGAUGUAAAGGGCUAUUCUUUUAUAAAAGAUCUGCAGUGGAUUCAGGUAUCUGAUUCUAAAGAAGCGUAUAGACUUUUAAAACUAGGAGUGAAGCAUCAGAGCGUUGCCUUCACAAAACUGAACAGUGCUUCUAGCAGAAGUCACAGCAUAUUCACUAUUAGAAUAUUGCAGAUAGAAGAUUCUGAAAUGCCUCAUGUAACUCGAGUUAGUGAAUUGUCUUUAUGUGAUCUUGCUGGUUCAGAACGAAGCAUGAAGACACACAAUGAAGGUGAAAGGUUAAGAGAGGCUGGAAAUAUCAACACUUCUCUUUUGACUCUGGGAAAGUGUAUCAGUGUUCUAAAGAACAGUGAAAAGUCAAAGUUUCAACAGCAUGUGCCUUUCCGGGAGAGUAAACUGACCCACUAUUUCCAAAGUUUUUUCAAUGGUAAAGGGAAAAUCUGUAUGAUCAUCAACAUUAGUCAGUGUUGUUCUGCCUAUGAUGAAACACUCAAUGUAUUGAAGUUUUCAACCAUUGCACAAAAGGUGUAUGUUCCUGAUUCUUUAAGUUCGUUUCAAGAGAAGUCUUUUGGGUCCAUUAAAUCUUCUCAAGAUGUAUCACUAGACAAUAAUUUGGAUAAUAAAAUACUAAAUGUAAAAAGAACAACUGUUGCAUGGGAAAAUAGUUUAGAAGAUCUGGUUGAAAAUGAAGAUUUGGUUGAGGGUUUAGAAAAAAAUGAAGAAACACAAGACAUGGAAACUGAACUUACAGAUGAAGACAUAGAUGAAACGUUAGAGGAAUGCAGACUCUUCAAAAAUCAUAAGAACAAGAAACUGUUGGAUUUAAUAGAAAACUUGAAAAAAAGACUAAUAAAUGAAAAAAAAGAAAAGUUAACAUUGGAAUUUAAAAUUCGAGAUGAAGUUACACAGGAGUUCACUCAGUACUGGACUCAACGGGAAGCCGAUUUUAAGGAGGCACUUCUUCAGGAACGGGAGUUAUUAGAAGAAAACACUGAACGCCGCUUGGCAAUCUUCAAAGAUUUGGUUGAAAAAUGUGACACCCAAGAAGAAUCAACAAGUAGAAUUUGUGCCAUGAGAGUUGAAACUGAAGAAGCUCAUAAUUAUGUAGGAGUUGAAGAUAUUAUUGGUUCUCUUCAAGAUGAUGUCACUGAUAUUAAGAAACAGGCUGAACUUGCUCAUUUAUAUAUUACAUCUCUUGCUGAUCCCCAGGAAGCUAUUGCUUGUUUGCAGCUAAAGUUUAAUCAAGUUAAAGCGGAGUUAGCUAAAACUAAAGAAGAAUUAACUAAAGCCCAGCAAGAACUAAAAAAUAGAGAGAGUGAAUCAGACUCUUUGGUUCAAGCACUCAAGACAUCACGUAAGUCGGAUACAUCUUCAAUCAGUAAUAAAUCAACUUGUGAUGAAACAGUUGAAAUGCCCAAGAGUGGCAGAACCCAGACACAUCCAGAAAGGAAAAGAUUAAAUGAAGAUGGACUUCACCAAGAUGAACCCCCAGCAAAGAAAGGGCUUGUACCUGUUCAUCCGUCCUUUACUGAAGAUGAAAACAAAAGUGAAGAAAUGCAGCAGUCUGUUUCAGAAGGUGAGGAAGGCAAUAGAGCUCUACAGGAAAGGAAUGAAGAGCUAAAAAGACUUUUAAUUAUUCAUGAGAAUGAACUCAGAAGUGAAAAGGAGGAAAAAGCAGAAUUAAGUAAACAGGUUGUGAGUUUGCAACAGCAGCUUUGUUUCUCUGAAGAAAAGAACUCGUCUCUGAGGACAAAGGUGGAACAAAUCCAGGCCAGUUAUGAAAGUGCGGUUUCUGAGUUACAUAAACAGAAAGGUGUGAACCAAGAGCAGGAGGAGAGGAUCCUGACAUUGUCACAGGAGAUGGAAACUGCCACAAGAAACAUCAAAAGCAAUGUUGCACAGAUAAAACUAAUGCAAACAAAAAUAGAUGAACUUCGGUCUCUUGAUUCGCCUUCUCAUUUUUCAAAAAUAGAUUUCCUCAAUCUCCAGGAUCUCUCAAAUGGUCCUAAAGGGGAUAAUAUGCUGAACACAUCACUACAGCUUCGAGGUAGUGACUUGUCAAGCGAGUGGGCUAAAGAAGAUCACAUUCAAGAGCUCAGUAGGGAAAGUUCCUUCCACUCUAGUAUUGAAGCCAUCUGGGUAGAAUGUAAAGAGAUUGUGAAGGCUUCCUCCAAAAAGUCUCAUCAGAUUCAGGGGCUGGAAGAGCAGAUUGAGAAAUUACAGGUGGAAGUAAAACGCUACAAGGAUGAGAACAAUGAACUUCGAGCAAAGGAAAGUGAGGAUAAGAAUAGAGAUUACCAACUGAAAGAAAAAGAAAGUCUUCUUCAGCAGCUCAGAGAAGAACUGCAAGAAAAAAAUGUCGGUCUCGGUACUCAAGUACAGCUUGCAGCUGAAAGAGAACAAGCUUUUUCAGAGCUUUCCCGGGAUGUUACAUGUUAUAAGGCAAAAAUAAAGGAACUAGAAAUGAUGAUAGAGACCCAGAAAGUUGAGUGUAGCCGUUUGGCUGAGUUGGAGCAAAACAUUUUAGACAAGGAAUCUGCCAUCUUAAAGCUAGAAGCAAGUCUGAAGGAAUCUGAAGCAAAUUGUCAGGAUCACAUCAAAGGUACCCAAAAUUUACAUGAAAAGGAAGUCAAGUUGAGAGAAGAAAUCACACAGUUGACAAAUAAUUUGCAUGAUAUGAAACAGUCACUUCAGUUAAAGGAAGAAGAAAAUAAAACUAGAGGACAAGAAACAGAAAAAUUGAAAGAGGAGCUUGCUGCAAACUUGGUUCUUACUCAGACUCUCAAAGCAGACCUUCAGAGGAAGGAAGAAGAUUAUGCUGAGCUGAAAGAGAAACUCAAUGAUGCCAAAAAGCAGAUCGAGCAGGUACAGAGGGAGGUAUCUGUGAUGCGUGAUGAAGAGAAAUUAUUGAGGAGUAAAAUUAAUGAACUGGAGAAAAAGAAAAACCAGUAUUCUCAGGAAGUAGAUAUGAAACAACGAACCAUUCAGCAACUCAAGGAGCAGUUAAGUAAUCAGAAAAUGGAAGAAGCCGUACAACAGUAUGAGAAAGUGUGCAAAGAUCUAAGUGUUAAAGAGAAGAUGGUUGAAGAUAUGAGGUUGACACUAGAAGAGCAGGAGCAAACUCAGGUAGAACAAGACCGAGUCCUUGAGGCUAAGUUAGAGGAAGCUGAUUGGUUAGCCAAAGAAUUGGAUAAAUGGAAAGAAAAAUUCAAAGAUCUGGAAACUAGAAGUAAUCAAAGGUCAAAUAAAGGAGCCCAGGAUGACACAGACGUGCUUAAUAAGAAGCUCAGUAAGCUUCAGGACGAGCUGCAGGAAUCUGAAGAGAAAUAUAAAGCUGAUAGACGUAAGUGGUUAGAAGAAAAAGCAGUCCUUACUACUCAAGCAAAAGAAGCUGAGAAUCUGCGAAACAGAGAGAUGAAAAAAUAUGCUGAAGACAGGGAGAAGCUACAGAAUGAAUUGGAAACAUUGACAGCACAGCUGGCCGAGAAAAGUGGUGACCUUCAGAAGUGGAGGGAAGAGCGGGAUCGGCUGGUCACAGCUGUGGAGACACAGAUGAAGGCUCUGCUCUCCAGCAGCAAGCAUAAGGACGAAGAAAUCCAGCAACUGAAAAGGGCCGCUGCAGAGCGCACAGGCAUGGAAAACCAAACCAUGAAUCUCAAGUCUGAAUAUGAUUCAUUCAGUCCUGGUGGAGUUGAAACUGAACCUCAAUCAACAAGUUUUAAAAUUUCUAGAAAUCCAGCAGAGGAUGGAUCUGUAGUUCUUGACUCCUGUGAAGUAUCAACAGAAAAUGUACAAAGUACUCGAUUUCCAAAACCUGAAUUGGAGAUUCAGUUUACACCUUUGCAGCCAAACAAAAUGGAAGUGAAGCACCCUGGUUGUGCCACACCAGUCACAAUUAAGAUUCCCAAGGCUCGGAAGAGGAAGAGCAAUGAAAUUGAGGAGGACUUGGUGAAAUGUGAAAAUAAGAAGAAUUCUACAUCCAGAUAUAAUGUGAAGUUCCCCGUUUCAGAGCAAAGCAGUUCCUCUGUCAAGAAGGAACAAAAGGUUUCCUUAUGUCCAUCAUCUAAGAAAACCUACUCAUUACGGAGCCAGACAUCUGCAGUUAGUGCAAACAUAGCCUCUAAAAAAAGAGAGGGAACACUACAGAAAUUUGGAGACUUCUUGCAACAUUCUCCAACAAUUCUUCAAUCAAAAGCAAAAAAGAUAAUUGAAACAGUGAGUUCCCCAAAGUUCUCAGCUGUAGAAGUGAGUAAAGAAAAUGUGUCUCAGCCAAAAAAACCCAAGCGGAAAUUAUUCAGAAAUGAAAUUUCAUCUCCCAUCAACAUAUCUGGCCAAGUGAUUUUAAUGGAACAGAAAGCAAAAGAAAGUGAUCAUCAGAUCCUCAAACGACGGCUUCGAACGAGAACAGCCAAGUAAAUUGCUUUAGGAGACUGUUUCAGUAUAUAUUUCAUAUACACAAUAAUUGUAAAUUGUAAGUUUUAAAAGUUAAUUGUAUAUAUUGUAAUGCAUCAAAUGUCUUUGUAUA